Molecule: messenger RNA, 2983 nt
Organism: Haliotis rufescens (red abalone)
Lineage: Eukaryota; Metazoa; Mollusca; Gastropoda; Lepetellida; Haliotidae
Product: dynein intermediate chain 2, ciliary-like
Exons: 22
Coding region: 108-2351 (747 amino acids)
Biological process (GO): cilium movement; outer dynein arm assembly
Cellular component (GO): outer dynein arm
Molecular function (GO): dynein light chain binding; dynein heavy chain binding
Source: RefSeq, a predicted model, not a curated record
CGCAUGUGCGUUGCUAUUGACCACACUCACCGCCAUAGUUGUUUACAUUGCAAGUUGUCUGCAUUCAGAGAAGUUUGUUCGAAGUAAGAACUAGAAGAACACCAACCAUGCCACCCAAGGCAGUCAAGGCCAAACAGACCGGUGGAGGCACCUCUGCACCGAAGGGUAAAACAGGGGUGCGAAAUGCGGGUCAGGCCGCACCUGGCAAAAUAUCAACCAUUAAGGAGGGUGAUGACAUGACAGACAUGGGCGAUGGUACUGAUGCUGAAGAUUGGACUCAGCAACGGACUCUGGUGAAGCCUGAAGAUCAGCUGGACCUUUCAGAAGUUGAACUGAAAGAAGAGUUCACGAGGAUCCUGACCGCCAACAACCCCCAUGCGCCACAGAACAUAGUGCGCUACAGCUUCAAGGAGAAGCAGUACAAACAGACGUCCAGUGUUGACCAGCUGGCUGUCCAUUUUGCUCUGGAUGGUAACAUGCUGCACAGAGAUUCAGAUGAAGCCAGACGCCAGAGGGACCGUAUGGGCAUCCCAGAGGCAGCAACAGAAGAUGAUGUACAACAGCAGCAGGCAACAUCGCAGCGUGCAGGGGCUGUAUCAGAAACUGAAACUGAGGUGGAACCUGAAGAAAUCUCUGCCAGUGAGCAGGCGGUCAGUGAGGGAGGGGAUGCCGCCCAGGCUGCAGAGGGGGAGGGAGAGGAUGAUCACAAGGGUAAGGAUGACGGUGCAGAAGAGGCAGCGCCAUCUAGUGGAGAUAAGAAGCUGACCAAUCAGUUUAACUACAGUGAGCGUGCUUCCCAAACCUACAACAACCCAUACAGGGAGCGGGGAACAGCAACUGAGCCUCCACCUCGCGUCACCUUCUCCUCCAACGUCACACAGUGGGAGAUCUAUGAUGCAUACCAGGAGGACUUUGAGAAACAGGAGAAGAACAAAGAGAAGAAGGUUGUGCAUGGGAGAAAGGAGGAGGAGAAGACGAGGAAGAAACUAACCAUUACAGAAACUCAGAGUGAUGACAUUUCGCGGGUGGCACGUGCUGCGAAGAUUGUGGAGAGAAUGGUCAACCAGAAUACCUACGAUGACAUUGCUCAAGAUUUCAAGUACUUUGAUGACACGUCAGAUGAGUACCGAGAACAGGAGGGUACUCUGCUUCCACUGUGGAAGUUCUCCCACGAGAAGGCCAAGAAGCUGGCUGUCACAUCUCUCUGCUGGAACCCCAAGUACAAGGACUUGUUUGCUGCUUCCUAUGGAUCAUAUGAUUUCAUGAAACAGGGCAAUGGAAUGAUCCUGUUUUCUUCCCUGAAGAACCCGUCGUACCCUGAGACUGUGUUUGAGACAGACAGCGGGGUGAUGUGUCUGGAUGUGCACCCGGAACACCCCUACCAGGUGGCUGCUGGAUUCUAUGAUGGCAGCGUGGCUGUCUUCAAUGUAGUAGAGAAAAAGGAUGGCCCAGUUCAUAGAUGCACAGCAAAGAAUGGCAAACACACAGACCCAGUGUGGCAGGUGCGCUGGCAGAAAGAUGACACGGACAACAACAUGAACUUCUACUCCAUAUCAUCAGAUGGAAGAAUUGUACACUGGACUAUAGUGAAGAAUGAGAUGGUGUAUCAAGACGUCAUCACACUCACCCUUCCGGAGGACCCUGCAGAGGGGCCAGAUGGUAUCAAGGUGCCCACCGUGGGUUGUGGCACAGCAUUUGACUUCCACAAGCAGAAGAACUACCUGUUCCUGGUGGGCACAGAGGAGGGCAAGGUCCAUGUAUGUUCUAAAGCCUACACAAGCCACUUCAUUGACUCCAUUGAUGCCCACAACAUGGCCGUGUACAAGGUGUCAUGGAACCACUACCAUCCAAAGAUCUACAUCACAUGUAGUGCCGACUGGAAUGUCAAGAUCUGGGAGAUGGGUGGCAAGGUGGACAAGAACGCAGAUGGUUCCGAGGUGGCGUCAAGGAAACCACUGUUCUCCUUCGAUCUGAACAACUCUGUCGGUGAUGUUGCAUGGGCACCCUACUCCUCAACUGUGUUUGCAGCUGUCACAGCUGAUGGGAAGGUGUAUGUGUACGAUCUGAAUGUAAACAAGUACGAGCCACUUUGUGAGCAGAUGGUUGCUCAGAAAAAGAAGACAAAGCUGACCCAUAUAGAGUUCAACCCUGUGUAUCCCAUGUUAGUUGUUGGAGAUGACAGGGGGAAUGUCACAAGUCUAAAAUUGUCACCAAACUUGAAGAAGAUGCCAAAGGAGAAGAAGGGGGCUCCCCCGAUGGAUGCUGCUCAGAGGACGCAGUUCGAGAUCGCCAAGCUGGAUAAGAUAUUAUCCAUGGUGCGAGAACCUACCGAGCCUAGUGUCUCAAAUUAAACCAGCGACUGUCAGGAGGAUAUCAGUAUUACCUACAUGGAUAAACCACUGUGCUGUAGGGCCUGUCUGGAACUACUCAUCCACCAUAGGAACACUUGUAAGGAUUACAGAGUACUGGACUUACCAUUAAGUUCCCCACAGUAAUCAUACAGUGUGCACGGUUAAACAAAUGUGAUUAAUUUACUGUUAGAACUACAAAGAUUCAUACUUUAAAGGAAAUAACAUUUGAAAUAUUUUAAAGAAGUUGAAAUUUAUUGGUUCAAGUAUAAAAAGGAUGUUGUUGAAAUGUAUGUAUGUGAAGUCUUAAUGACUUAUCCCACAGUGUGAACAACAGUUCAAUUUAUAUAAAAGCAGCUAUCGGGACAGGGGAUUGAAUCCUUGUCUGAGAGACCACAGUUAAUUUGAACUGUUCAUCCAUAUUUAAAUGUCCAUGUUUCCAUGGUGCUGGAUUGACCAGCAUUAGCCAUUUGUUGAAGUAUCAAUGUUGAUGACUGUUUUUCAUGUGUAUAUUAUUUUGUACAGCUGACUGUGAUAAGGUCAUGUUUUCAUCUUUGUUUGAAUUAUAUAUAUGCAUUAAUAAAUGAGUUUAAACUUGUUAUUAAGUCAAAUACUGAAUAAAAAAUUAAUAUCAA